This is a messenger RNA of Ficedula albicollis (Collared flycatcher), 2877 nucleotides long. RefSeq names its product zinc finger C2HC-type containing 1C (gene ZC2HC1C). The record is from RefSeq and is a predicted model, not a curated record. NCBI's taxonomy places the organism in Eukaryota, Metazoa, Chordata, Aves, Passeriformes, Muscicapidae. The transcript is spliced from 2 exons. Bases 661 to 2331 code for a protein of 556 amino acids.
UGGAUACCGGACCGUCUCAUGAAUAAUGCAUCAGGGCCGCCCACAGGCGCCGCGCUCGUGCCGUAAUGGAACGGCCGCGCGGCCGGGAGCGAUCCAGGGGCGCGCGCCGGCCGGAGCGGCGCCGGUCUCCCGGCAACAGCCGGCGGCGGGGCGCGGGGCGGCGCGGAGGGCGCAGCUCCGCGGCGAGUGUCGCUCCGCGGAGGGCACGGCUCCGCUGAGGGCACAGCGCCGGACACGUCUCCGCGGGCAGCAGCAGCAGGAGGGGUCGGGUCUCUCGGGCCGUAAGCGCAGCGUGUGGCGAAGCAGCUUGCCGAGGAGGGAGGCCGGCGCAGCCCCGCAGGUAACCCCCGCUCGCCCCGCGGCGUGAGCACCCAGCACACCUCGAGGGAUGUGGUGAAACGAGCCACAGGAAGAUUGUGCCGAGCUUAGUCGGACUCUGCGUGUCAGAUCUGUGUGACAGAGUGGUGGAUCACAUUGCCAGAACUGAAGGCACACGUUACGAGAAACCGCUGGGGAGUAUAACAACUCCUCUGUCGUUGCAGUAUAUUUCUGCUGCUACCAUGAUAAGACAGGGCUCAGACAGAAAAGAAAUAAAAAUGUGUCAUUUUUCUGGCUGCAUUAAUGGUUCGGACUAGAAGAGGCAGCAUGGGAGCUUCCUAGAUGGAAGGAAUGUAUAGAUUUAUAGGCAGCAGAAAAGUUACAAAACUUGUACUAAUACUUAUUAUAACCCCUGUCUGCAGCCUCCAUGCAUUAACUGUUAGGAGAAGAUUUGUCCAGUUUUGGAUAAAAUUGUUUGUAAUGGCUUCUAAUGUCAGGCUCUUUCUCAGGCACUGCAUGGCUUUUCCACCGGUGGCUCCUGAGGUGACAGCUACUAAGUUUUCUCCUGGGUCCCAGCUGAAACACCAGAAGAACAACUUUCAGCAUGGAUUCAUACUUGACAAAGAGGAAAGUUCAAAAGAUCUCUACUCACAAAAGAACCAAAGAUAUUCCUAUUCUAUGUCUUCAGAAAGCACUCAGGACAGGCCCAGGCAUGGAGGCUUCUGGUCAGGUGGACUAGAGAGCAAGGAUCUCAUCAGCCAGGCCUGUACUCUGUCAGCUAAAUCAUUAGGCAGACAUAAAGAAGGAGUGGACCGUGCAUAUCCCCUACAACCAAUUUCUCACCACAAGAGUGCAAGAGCUCCACUGCUCAACACUGGAAGUUCCCCACAUGUGCAGGAAGCUCCAAAUCAUAGAUCAAGCUCAAUAAGCAAAGGGAUGGUUUCAGCAGGGAGGUCUCAGUUAGCUGCAGUGCUCUGCCCUUGGACAGGAGAGCUUGAACCAUCAGUUCCCCAUCUAUACAGGAGAGAGCUGGCCAAUGUCCUAAAGCUGGAGGCAGAUAGAAGGAACCUAGAAGAGGCAAUUCAAAAGAAAAAGGCUCUUCUUGGAGAGAAGCUAAAGAGGACAGAGGAGACACUUAGGAGAAUUCAAAGAGAGAGGGAGCUUAUUAAGGUAGAGAAGAGAAGAGAAAGUGAAGUGGAGAGGACCAGUGAGCAAAAGGCCACAAGGAACCCUGAAGAGAAAACUUUCAGAGCUGCAGACAAGCCAGGUGUUGGGAUCUUCAGUGGGACACAGUCUGCAGAGGACACUAUCCCCAAGCCUGGCACCACUCUCCACCCCCAAGAGCUGGCAGUGGGCAAACUCAAGGAGUGGCUGGUGGCCACAAAAUAUGACAAAACAAACAACAGCAAAAUACAAGACAACAUACCCAUGGAGCAUUCAGCUUCUUGUUCAAAACUGGCCCCAAAACAUAGUCUUUCUGUCUCUGCCCUCUCAGACCAAGAUUCUGAUGACCACCCAUCAGCAGAGAUGCUAUACACGCAGGCUGCCAGUGCUGUGGAGCAGGAGGACUUUGGACAGUGCAGCUUCUGCAAACGUAAGUUUCUCUGCACAAGGCUCGAGAAACACAUGAAUAUCUGCAGCAAGAACCAAGACUCCAAGAGGAAAGUGUUUGACUCCAGCAAGGCCAGAACUAGGGGAACAGAACUGGAACAGUAUCAGCAGAGGAAGGGCUUAAGGAGUCCUCAGAGUAAAACACCACCCAGAAAGAGCAACUGGAAACAGAAGCACGAGGCUCUCAUCCACACCCUGUCGCAGGCCCGCCAGGUGCAGCAGAUCCUCGCUAAGGGGAGCAAGGUGUCUGACCUGCCCCCAUUGCCUCCCAUCGAAAAUCCAGACUAUGUUGCCUGCACCUACUGCGGACGCAAGUUUGCCCCCCGAGUAGCUGAGAGGCACAUCCCCAAAUGCAAAAACAUAAAGAAUAGGCCCCCACCUCCACCACAGAGGAGGCGCUGAUCAGGCAGUGCCCAGCUGUACCUGCUGCUGUGAUUCCCUGCCUGGUUUUUGCCAGAUUCUCAGCUACAGACACCUGUUUUCUGUAGUCUCAACACUGGCUGCAAGCUUCUAUGUACAGCAAGUGAGCAGCUCAGGAUGAAUGAGCUGAGUAACAGAACUUGUAUACUUUGACCUGCACCCUAGGUUGCCCCAGAAAAGAUGCCCCUUUCCUCAGCACAAGAAGCUCAGGAUCAGAAAUUCCAGGGGUUAUAAAAGCUAGCAAUAGCAGGAACUUACUGUUUGUAAUCUAUAUUGAAUCCUUAUGUCAAUUCAUGUGCAUAGAACAACAGGGAUACUCUAAAUUAGCCAGGCUCUUGAGGCAACAGAGCAACUAUCACAAUCAGAUUUAAUUUUUUUUUUUAAAUUGAGUUUUCCUGCAGGCCAAGUUGCUAGAAACCUCUAAAAAACAAAGCUUGCACCCUUCCUUAAGUCAUCUGCUUAUAUUCAUCUUGAUUGCUUCAAUGGUAGGGAAUGAUGACAAAGACAUAUCCUUUCUUUUGUUUUCUU